CGCUGAGGGGCCGCAGCCGCGGGGCCGUGAGGGACGCGGGGAAGCGGCUGCCGGCGCCUCCGCCUCGCCGAGCACACAGAGGAAGCGAACGCCCAGUUUUAAACCUGAAGUAAACAGAAGAAAAGCUGGCAAUGCCUUCUGAAGGGGCAGAAUAUACAAUUGGGGGGGUGAAGAUCCUGUUCCCCUGCAGGGCUUACCCCUCCCAGCUCGCCAUGAUGAACGCUAUUGUUAAAGGCUUGAAUAACAGGCAGCACUGUUUGCUGGAGAGCCCCACAGGAAGUGGCAAAAGCUUGGCAUUGCUUUGUUCUGCAUUAUCGUGGCAGCAGGCUUUGUAUGAGAAAUCAGUGCCAACCUCGUCGUGUGACAAGGACAGGAAGGCAGAGCCGUCCCCACCGUGUCACUGCAGGUGUCACUCCCAGCCUCAGAGCAGCGAGGCUGCACCCAGUGGGACCCACAGUGCUCCUGGUUCUGCCAGUUAUCCUGGCACAGCAACUUCCAGGAAACCUGGGAGCCCCCUGCCAAACACAGGAUGUAGGGAAAAUGAAACACUGGCUUCAAAACUGUCUGCCAAAAAAAAGUUAUCUCUUCGUGACUGUGAGAACGAUGAUUUUCAAGCAGACAGGAAAAGGAUUCGUCCUUUGGAAACAGAGCAGCAGCAGCUUAGAAAACGUCAGUGCUUUGCAAAAGGAGUGCAGUUGGUUGAUGCUUUAGAAGUUUAUCAUCAGAGGAAAAAUGGAGAGCUGACUGUUCACUCUGAAAAAAGCAUGAAAACUGCCACUUUUUCUCCCCAAACACCUCCUGGCCCUUGCACUGAGUGUUCUUGUUCUUCUGGGAAAGAACCUGAUAAAGAUCCCAGUCACACAAAGAAGAAAGAAAAUGGAGAUCGGUUGUGCGUUCCUAAAAUUUUCUUUGGGACACGAACACACAAGCAAAUAACCCAGAUCAGCAGGGAGCUGAAGAGGACAGCAUAUUCCUGUGUGCCCAUGACAAUCCUUUCCAGCAGGGAUUAUACCUGUAUUCACCCAGUGGUGUCCAACAGCAGCAACAGGAAUGAAAUGUGUGUAGAAUUGCUGGAAGGAAAACAUGGCAGGUCCUGCUCUUAUUACCACGGUGUUCACAAGCUCUGUGAGCACCAUGCCCUGCAGCCUGCACCCAGGGCUUGGGACAUUGAAGACCUGGUGAGCCUGGGCAGGAAGCUUCGUGCCUGUCCCUAUUUUGCAGCCAGAGAGCUCAUGGUGGGGGCAGACAUCGUGUUCUGUCCUUACAAUUAUCUGCUGGACCCACAGAUCCGGGACAGUAUGGACAUUAAUCUAAAAGACCAAGUAGUCAUUUUGGAUGAAGCCCACAACAUUGAGGACUGUGCUCGGGAGUCCGUGAGCUAUGGGGUCACCGAGAGCCAGCUCCGAGCUGCCCGGGAGGAGCUCGAGCUCAUGGUCAGCAACAGCAUCAGGCAGAAGCACCAUGAGCCCCUCCAAGCUGUGUGCUGCUCCUUGCUCAACUGGUUGCAGGAGAGCUCAGGGCAGCUGGUGGAGAGAGCCUAUGAAACUGCCUGUAAGGUGUGGAGUGGCAAAGAAAUGCUCGGCUUUUUGCACAAAAUGGGAAUAACUGGCAUUACUUUUCCCAUUUUACAGAAACAUCUUGCUGCUGUCCUGGAAAAAGAAGAAAAAGUUUCUAUGCAUGGGAGAGAGGAACUUAUUGAGGUGCCAGUAGUGAGCCCUGCAACACAGAUUGUGCUCAAAGGCCUGUUCAUGGUCCUCUCCUGUCUCUUCAAAGAGAACAGCAGGUUUGCAGAUGAUUACAGGGUUGCUCUACAGCAAACUUACACCUGGAUGACUGAAAACCAACGUGAUGAUGCAGAUCCAAAUCCCUUCUUCGUGAGGCCCAAACAUAAAAAGAGUUCAAGGCAGAAAACCCUUGUCCACAUGCUGAAUUUUUGGUGCUUGAACCCUGCUGUGGCUUUUUCUGACUUAAAUGAAGUUAGAACAAUUGUUCUGACAUCAGGCACGCUGUCUCCCAUGGAUUCCUUUUCCUCAGAGCUUGGAGUGAAGUUUUCCAUUCAGCUGGAGGCGAAUCACGUUAUCCGCAACUCCCAGGUUUGGGUCGGCACGGUGGGAGCGGGCCCCAACGGGCGCAAGUUGUGCGCGACCUUCCAGCACACCGAGACCUUCGAGUUCCAGGAUGAGGUGGGAGCCCUGCUGCUCUCAGUCUGUAACACAGUUGGCCAAGGAGUUCUGUGCUUUUUGCCAUCCUAUAAGAUGCUGGACAAGUUAAAGGAUCGUUGGAUGCACACUGGCUUGUGGAGGAACCUGGAGGAUGUUAAAACUGUCAUUGCAGAGCCCCAGGGAGGGGCCAAGAGUGACUUUGAUGAGCUGCUGAAAAUCUACUAUGAUGCAAUCAAAUGCAAAGGAGAAAAAGAUGGAGCUCUGCUGAUUGCUGUGUGCAGAGGGAAGGUCAGUGAGGGGCUGGAUUUCUGUGAUGAGAAUGCCAGGGCAGUUGUGACCAUUGGAAUCCCCUUCCCAAACGUGAAGGACCUGCAGGUUGAAUUAAAGAGGAAGUACAAUGACCAGCACAAAAGUACAAGAGGCCUUUUAUCAGGGAGCCAGUGGUAUGAAAUUCAAGCUUACAGAGCUCUCAACCAAGCCCUGGGAAGGUGUAUAAGGCACAGGAAUGACUGGGGGGCUCUUAUUUUGGUCGACGACCGCUUCAGGAAUAACCCAAAUAAAUACAUAACUGGCCUGUCCAAGUGGAUCCGGCAGCAGCUGCAGCACCACGGGGAUUUCGGCAGCGCCCUGCGCUCGCUGCGCGCCUUCGCCCGCAGGAACCAGGGGGGAGAGCAGAGCCCAGAGCCCAGCCCUGAGCUCCCUGCUCACAGCCCUGAGCUCCCUGCUCACAGCCCCGAGCUCCCUGCUCACCCCACACACCUCUCCCAACACGAGGCCACCCCUCCUCUGUCCCCAGAUGUUCCUGCUCGAAGUCAAGAGCAGAAUUUGGCCUCAGCCACAGCAUGGGAUGAGCCAAGUGACAGCAUGGCAGCAGGGACACCAAGUGACCAGCAAGUUGAUGCAGAGAGCCAUUCUCACCCUGUAAAACAGAGAAGGAAACAUAUGGAGUGCAUCCCCAAAAUGCCAACAAUUAAAACAGAGACAGGAAAAAUGAAUGGUUGGAGCAAUGCUGGUGCUGUGGAGGAGAAUUGCUGCUCUGAACCCCUGACUUCAACCCCUGCAGCCAAGAACUGCAGGGCCACAGCAAGCAGCAGCCAGGAGCAUUUGAAUGGGCCCAGUGACCUCAUUGAUCAUUUCAAUCAGUGCCAAUCAUCACUAACUGCAGAACACAAACCAAUGGGACCAGAAUCAUGUUUGGAAACAACUCAUCCCCCAGUUAAAAAUGCUGAAGGACAUCCUGGGAAGGGAAGUCCAGCAGCAGGGAGAGCUGAGCCCUCCCCAUUAAAUGAGGAUGAGGAUGAGGAUGAAAGCAUUUACUUCACCCCAGAACUCUAUGAUGAUGCAGAGCCAGAGGAGCAGAGAACUGAGCCCCCACUUCCAGCCUGUGGUACCACUGGGAGCUCCAGAGUCCCUGCUGAUCUUUUUGUCACCAGCACCUCAGAAACACAGAAUGUGGCUGGAACAGCUGAGGCUGGCAGAAAUCCCCAUGGAAUUGUGGAACAUGCAAGGAGCAGGGACAGUGCAGUUGGUGCUGUGGAGGUGGCAGCUGCAGCUGGAGCAGAGCAGGGAGGGUCUCAGGAGACCCCAAAAAGGAAAAUCAGCCUUUCCAGAUCCAGAAAUAAAGGAAUUUUGAGAAAAGCUUGCUACAGUAAUAGUGAGCUGCAAAUAAUCUGGAAAGUCUUCAGAAAUGCCAAUAUAAGAAGUAAAGAAUCCAUUAAUGAUUGUAAGUGUAAGGCAGAGGCCAUUUCAGAGGAUGAUAAUGUGAUGAUGGUCAUCUCAGAUGCUGCAAGUCUUGCUCACCUUAAAGAAACUUUGAAGAUUUAUCAGAUGCCAGUGGAAGACCUGAAUGGCAGUUUAUGUUUAAAUGCUCUUUGGAAUGAGAAGGAAUCUUCUCUGACAAGUUACCUGCAGUGCAGGAGCUGUGUCCUUCAGUCCAUCUCUCCAAGCCCUUUGAUAGGAGCUGAGGUCACUCAUUUCACUAAUGAAGUGCAGUCAUGGGUCUGGCUGCUUCCCUCAUCUGUUCAUUAUUGCUUGCUGCUGCAGAAUCCUCCAGAACUGAAACCAGGCAGUUCAGAUUCUGUUUUAUCUUAGAAGAGUUUUGCUGAGCCAUGCCAUGUAUUCAUCAGGAUUAAUAAGACAGAUAAGUAAAGGACUUUUUAAUUAUUUAAUGCCAACCCCAACCCAGCUGGUGUUCAGGACAGUAUUUGUGAGUGAGGGAUGGGAAGGAGGGACCUGGGUACAAAUUCUGGCCCCACUGGGGGCUCUGCCUUUCACUGCCACAGAGCAAAGACUUCACCUUAUGUUUAAAGGAAAUAUUUCCUAGGAUUUUCUGAAUGUGUUUUUAUCUCCCUUUUCACUUUUAAAUGCUUGUUUACCUUACAUGGCCCUUCAAAGUAAUUUAAUGUAAGAACUUCUCAUCAAUUCCAAGUUUGAACUGCCUCAUUUUUAAAUUUCUUGUGCACUUAGAGACCCCACAUGGCAAUGGCUGGGCUGAAAACAUGGUAGGGGAGCAUUGGCAUGUUUUGUCUUGCUGUGAUUUCAACUGCAUUAAAGAAACCCAGAAAUGAAAACAUUUCCAUUUGUUUAUGUAACUCAAAAAACCCAAUAAAAAUGGGCUAGAAUAUCCUUCCAUGAACACAACCCCCUUUUGGAGCAGACCACAAACACAGGGACACCCCCCCCCACAUCCCAUCUCCCCCACCAAUGACAAAUUAGAGCAGGUCCAAAUCCUCCCACUAUUUGUCUUAGGAAAUAUGCACCACUUUUACAGGGGAAUUUGGAAAAUAUUUUCUGUGGAAGGUGAAAUCCUGCAGCACAAAGCACAGCCAUGGGCACCGGCAGCCAACAGAGGGCUGCUGUAAAACAACCUUUUAAUAAGGCAUUAAAAUGCCAUCGACCUGGACACAUAAAAAAAAAAAAAGCUAUGAAAACAAAUGCCUUUCAAAUAAUUAGGAUCUUAUGCCUGAGAGCAGUGCUGAUCUCCAUGCAGAGAUUUUCCUGCUGCAAUCAGAGCAGGAAUGAAAAGAAAUCGGCCGCGCUCGUCCUGCCGUGCACAGGCAGCCCCUGAGCCACCCUGCAGCCCUGGCAGCUCCUCCCUUCUGCCCCUGAAGUCUCAUUUCUGAACCUAAAGUCUCUUUUCUGUUCCAUAAAGUCUCAUUUCUGAACCUAAAGUCUCUUUUCUGCCCCUAAAUUCUCCAUUCUGCCCCUACAUUCUCGUUUCUGUCCCCUAAAGUCUCCUUUCUGUCCUCUAAAUUUUCCUUUCUGUCCUAAAUUCUUCUUUCUGCUCCUAAAGUCUCUUUUCUGUUCCAUAAAGUCUCAUUUCUGUCCCUAAAGUCUCCUUUCUGUCCCCCAAAUUCUCCUUUCUGUCCCCUAAAUUCUCCUUUCUGCCCCUACAGUCUCCUUUCUAUCUCAUAAAGUCUCAUUUCUGCUCCUAAAUUCUCCUUUCUGUCCCCUAAAAUCUUCUUUCUGUCCCUUAAAUUCUCCUUUCUGCCCCUAAAUUCUCCUUUCUGUCCCUAAAGCAGCUUGGAAUUCACUUGGGUUAGGAUGCCAGAAUAUUUUUUUAAUUGAAUCUCAAGUUUUUAUCAUGAGCAUGUGAAAGGUUUGAUUUGCUGAUUUUUAGGGUGAGUCUGGCUGAUACAGCCAGGAAUAGCUGCAAACCCCAUUUUAAAAUCUGCAAACCCCGUUAAAAAUCUGCUGUGGGCUUUUCUUUCACUUCAAGUAAUGUGCUUUAUUCAUUUCAAGGUUUAGCAAUAGUUUGUAGUGUGAAAAAUGCAUCCAACUGUUGUAUAAAUGUAUCCUUUCAUGAAAUAAAAUAAUUCUUCAAGAAGAAUUUUAUCCAUAUUAUUUCCAUACUGUAAUGUAUGGAAAUACAAAAAGAAUUCUAAUAAAUGAUCAUUCAUGUCUGUGUGUUCAAGUCACAAUUGUUGUCAGCACAGCUCAGAAAAGCUGCACUAUUAAAAAAUGUCUUUGGAAGGAUGUGCAUCUGUGAUUACAUAAUUAACAGGAUCAAAUAAAUUAAUGAAAUAAAUAUUAACAGGAUCAAAUAAAUUAAUGUGGCUCUUGCCUAAGAGUUGGGCAUCAGACUCUCAGCUUUAAGUUGGAAUUUAAUACAUUUUUAAAUGAAUAUUAUUAAAUGAAUAUUGCUUUUCUUACAUAAUAAAAUUUCUGUUUUGAUCUCCCUUUUACAGACCACAAACAUCAAUAAUUCAGAGAAAUGAAUGUAUGUCCCUUCUGUAUUUAAUCUCAUUUCCUGUUUUGUCCUUAGGUAACAGUUCCCCCUAAGGCACAUUUUUAAACUUCCAAUCCAGCCUUUUUUCCAGAUCUGGGAUUGCAGAUGCUUCUCAGUUUUGUGUUUUGCAUCCCCAGAGCUGUGCCCAUGAGCAGAGCCCUGUGUGUAACAUUCAGAAUAAAUCUUCAUCCAUUAAUCCAUUUUCUCUGACUUUCUGCUCACCUGGCUUUUCCAAGUGUGACAACCUCCACUGCAGAGGAUUUUUAUGCAUUGCAACCCAAAUUUUUGGAGUAAAAUUCUGCAGCCCUGGUCAGGUUAGAAAGCUUUGGGCAGAAUUUUCAGGUUGCUGUGAAUUGCUGUUAAAGCUGUGUUGCUUUUUGGCUGGAAGUACAUCCCAAUUAGUGACCCUUGCAUGGAGCAGUAGCACCAGAGAAGGGAUUUGGUUGGUUUUUUUUCAAGUCAGUUGUAAAUGAUUAGUCCAAAAGAGCAGCAUAAAACUGUGAGUCCCCUGCAGGAGUCGGCUGGAGGAAAUUAAAGGAUCAACAACAGAAGGGAAGCACUGAGGUAGGAUUGUUCCAGGCUGCAGCCACAGGCUCUCACAUGCACUCAGGAAAUUGGCUCCAUCAAAAGUGAGGAUGCAGGAGUGAGGAUGAGGAGGAUCAUGCAGGUGAUGGUUCUAAAUCCUGGCUCCAGACCCAAGGCACAGCUUUCCUCCCCUGCCCACAAAAAGCAUUUCCCAGGUAAAAAUGGAAUCUUCUCUUUAGGAAUCAAUAAAAGCUCGGCAGAAAUGGGAGCUGUAAAUCUGAUCUGACUCAAUAAAUAACAAAGAUUCAGUUUCUCCACAAUAAUAUCAGCUGGAUGGGGAUUUGUGCUGUGCCCUGUUUGUGUGUGAGAGCUGUGAAACCAAUGAGUCAGGAGCUCUUGGCAGCCAGGUAAAGCUUUUCCUUUAAAGUCUAAAGUCAAUUCAUUCUGCAGAAAUUUGCAUCUUCUGGGCCUGGGAUGAAGCUGAAACCUUUGCUGGUGGAGCAGGAAAGGAUCAGAGGAGGGGAAAUGCAUAAAUCUCCAUCUGGAGCCAAGUUUGCUGGGAAGGAGAUGGGGGAGCAGGAGAGCCAGAGCAGCUGAGAGCAAAAUUCCACGGGAAAAGUGGAAGAAAAGAAGAGGAAUGUCCCAGGAAUUCAGCUCUUCUAAUGCUCAAUACUUCCAUCAGAAGCAAACCACUGGGAAGCUGUAACCCAAAUAAGGGAAUUAGAGCAAAAAUUACCAAUAUUCAAGUAUUCAGAUGUCAAAAGAAGCAGUGGAGUUAUUGGUGUUAGAGGUUAUUGCCAGAGGGGAGAGCUCAGCAUGUCCUGGGUAAUUAAGCUUCAUUGCAGAGCAUGGAUCCCUUCUCCAGGUAAGAAAGUCUUUUAUAGCAUGGCAUCUUUGCUAUUGUAAUUAAACACCAUGGGCUAUUCUGCAUAUGAAGUCUUAAACACUUCAGUCCUUUAUCAGGGGAUUUUACUGGCCAGGCAAAAAAAACCCGGCUGCUAUAAAAAAAGAAACCCAAACAUUUCUUUUUAUUACUCCACUCGCUGUAUUUUUAUAUAUAUUGAGCCAAAUUCAUCCCUUGUGGAGCUCAGUUGAAGCCAAUAAGGGCAGAUUUGGCCCAUGUCUAUAUGAGAAAGGUGGUGACAAUUAAAAUAUAUUGUUUAAUAAUGAGAGCUGUGGUAGUGAAGUGUCUUUGUGUCUAUGAAAUUAUACACCACGACACCCAGCCAGUGUGGAGCUGGGGCUAGCAAAACACAUCAGGCUGGUUUCUGAUGGCAAGGCAAAAGCACUCUGACUUUUAUGAUUAUGAUUAAAUAUCACAAAGGCAUUUGAACAAGGCUAAUUUAGGUAACAUCUCCAGAAGUCUCAUUUAUAGUGCACUAUUUUACCAUUUGAAAAUAUUUCUUGCCUGUUUUUAUAUGUGGCUCUCAAGGACAGCAUGACUGGCUGUUAUUAGCAGUAAGUAAAAGAACAGUUUUUAUUUCACUCACAUUUGAGAGACUUUCAGCAAUAUUACAAGAAGGAAUGUACCCUAUUAAAUGAAAAGUGAGGACAGCCUUUACUCUCCCUUUACUCUGGCAAUUCCCAGUUGUUCCCUGCUCAGGGCAUGGGACCAGCACAUGAAAGGCAUCCCUGGUACCCUGAGGAGCUGAAAAUAUUUCCAGUUUAGCAGCACCCAAAGCAGAGGAGCCCUCAGUGUGCACAGGGGUUGUUGUUUCCUGGGUCCUACCCAACAACUCCUCUGUGUAUCCCUGGAGUUAAGUGGGGUGAAUUUACAAGCUGGAGUUUGCUGUGCUCUCUGCUGCACUCUGGUUCUCCACAGCCAGGAGCAAAUCCUCAUCCCAGGCUCCAGCCCUGCUGCCAGGGCUGCUGGCUCAGCUUUGCUCUGCCUUGGAAAUGUCCCAGAUUUUGGCUCCAGCACUUUCCUGUUGUGUGGAGGUGGGGAGGUGGGAUGAGAGAGGGAAAAGCAGAGAUUUCCCUUGGGGAAAAGUCUUUUUCCCUGGGGCUCCUCUGUCCUGAGCCUUGGCCAGAAAGGUCAGAGGAAUAAGAGAGAUUUUGUUGAAUAAAGAACUAAACUGGCUCUAUCAGCUCACACCCAGCUGAUGGAGCAGCAGAAAAGGCAGCUCUUAAACAACACUAAAGAUAUAAAAUAUCAGUUCUGCUGCCUCUGGUCUUCUAAGGAGUCACUGACCCCCAAAAAUGAGAGUAGGGAGGGAAAUGCAGAAGAAUAAAAAUCAUUUUUGCUGUGCUUGUUACUCAUUCUGAAUCUCUUUUAUGGAAAUCUGGCCUUUGGCAUCAGACUGAAAUAAUGUUUUAUUAGAAGAAAGCAUGAUUCAUGAAAUGGGGCACUGCAGUAUCUGUGGAAAGGAAAACUGGGAAGGACACAAGAGUUCAGCUGUGGAAAACCAACUCAAGGGACCAUUGCCCCACCAAGGAUCCCAACCCACAGUCAGAAACAACAGAAAGGAACAAAGUAUUUCCAAAAAAAGUUUUAAUAUGGUGGUGGAGCCAAGUAAGGAAUGAUUUUUAUAUUAUUUAUUACUGGGUUAGAUGUCAGGCAGGCUCAUACAGCACCUGUGGAAGGAGAAUACUCUGUCCUUUGGGAAUUAAUUGGAUUUUUUAUUAACAUCAAUGUGAUGAUCAGGACUGGCCCAUGUACCUGAGAAACUGAAACUUAACCAAAGGAGUAAUUAGAGAUCCCAGCAGGAAGGGGCUCUUUGGUCUGUCCUAGACAGGAUAAAAGUCACUUUUCUCCUUUUUUGCCCAUUUUCAGAGAUUGUUUUUGGAGCUGGGAGAAGCUGUGUUAUCCAUGGUUCUCUCUGUAUGAUGAGAAGAGAAGCAGCAAAAAGAAUGAACAGAACAAGCUCAACCCCUCCAUGUCACUGAUUGCUCAGAACUCACCCAACACUGCAACUCCUUUGCCUGUUGCUUUUGCUCCUUGGCAAGAGAAGAGAAUUUAUAUUUAAUUAUUUUCCUUUUCCCCCCUUUCUCUCCUUUAAGUUUUCCAGCUCAUGUUUUCCCUGUAUUUAUUAUAUCCCUGCUUCCCCUUCUUUUGCUGUUAAUAGGAUGAAAACUGAUUUUGGGACAAUCUAAUUAGCUACUUGCCAGAGGACUGUUCAAACCGUUGCUGCCCAAGUAGACGGUGCUGACAUUCCACCUAAUUCUUCUUAUUAAAAAGUCAAUUUUCCACCAGUUUGUAAAUACAACCCUGCUGAAAAUGUUCCUCAAAACUGCAGCAAUGUAUGGUUCAAAGCCAAAAAUCUGUGUUUGCUGAGAACUAAGGAGAAUGACAACAAAAAAACCCAGAUUUAAAAUGUUGGCAUUUGCCAAAUACUCCUUCAAACCUCUUCCCCACCAGUAUUUUUCAGUGGAACAAGAGCCUUGUGACCUGUGGACCUGGUUGCAAAGGUGGGCAGGGGCUCAGGAGGGCAAUUCCCAUUCUGGAGGCACCUUGGUGCUGCAAACCCACUGGCACAUCUGAACCUGCAAUCCCAAAAGUGCUCAGACAGGAACAUGAGCAGGAAAAGGAAAAUGAAAAGGAAAAGGAUCCUCCUGCAGGAAUGGGGGCCACAAACACCCAGCAAGGUGAUACAAAGCCCCCAGGGCAUCACCCUCCCCAGUCACCCCUCAGUGGGGCUGAGCAACCCAUGCCAGGUUUAAAUUUAAUCCUGGUUUAAGUAGGACUCAGGCUGGGCAAGGAGGGGCUGUGAUGGAACCACCUCCUAACCCCUCAGUGUGUUUUAGAGGCAUUUCUCCCAUGGCAGUGUUUGCACAUUAAAUAAGGUUCAUGUUGGACAAGGAUUUCUGCUUUGCUUGUACCACUCCCAAGAUUUAAUUUUCUUUAAUUUUUAAUCUUGAUCCUGUUCUUUGCAGGGAGCAAAUCAGUUCAAAAUGUGAUAUUUUCUACCAGCAAAUCACAGGUUUGUGAUUUCUCUUCCAGCCUAUCACAGGAAUAAAACCCCUCCAGUCACACUGAAUUUAGGCUGCCUCUUGUCACAGCCAAGUGCAUGGCACCUCCUUGGAGCAGGUCCUUGAAUUAAAAUAUUGCAGAUUUUUUUGCUGUUUAAGCACUACUGCAGAAACAUGAGUGGCCAAGGAGAGAGGAGGUUUUUUUUCCUCCUCUGGCUGGAAUUUUUCACUAUAACCAUCCUCAGGGGAGUUCUCAUCUUCAAAAGAAACAUUCUUUCUAUACAAGCUGCAAAAAGAAUUAUUUAAUGACAUCAUAAAUUAAUACAGAGAGGCACAAAUUUUCCAAAAUGUGGGGAGAGAGAAAAAUAAAUUCAUGUUUGCCAAAAACACCCCAGCUCUUCCAGACUUAGGCCCCUCUUGAGCCUGUGAGCUGCCAGUGAUGCCAAAUUGAAUGGUGGGGCUUUUGGCAGGACUGAAGUUUAGCUUGUUUAAAUUUUGGCAAAUAUUCCUAUUACUCACAUUCUCAGCAAGCUGAUACAAAUAUUUGUUCUAUUUAGAGGGAAGUCCAAGCUCAGUCUGGCACCGAGUGCUGCUGGGCUGGGUGGAACUGAGCCUGCACCAAGAUUAAAUUUGGACAUCUACCUUAAAGAAAAACAGAAUUAAAAAAAAAUUCCCUGGGCCUUUUAGUACAGAUUAGAGCACAUCAAUGGAAAAGAGUCCUCCUGUGUAUUCAGGUUUUUCUCACUUGCUAAUUUUUGCUUUAAUCUGAUUUGAAGUGGGGCUGCUUUCCCUGAGCUUGGAUUGCCAUUCUGGGCUGCAACUCUGGGGCUGGAAAAGCCUCCACACACACAAACCUCCACAUUCUUGAGAAUUAAAAGCUGUUUAAACUGUAGUAAAUCAAACUGGCACACAGUGAGCACACUUGAUCUCUUUUAAAGCUGUGCAGGUUGUUGGGAUUUUUUUUUUAGUGAUGUGCCCAGUUUAGUGUUUUUGAUUCAAAAAACAAACAGAGCAAAUCCUGCAGGACACUCAGGACUGCUCUGCUUCAUCCUGGGAAUGAUUCUGCUCCACCAGGACCAGCAGGACCAGCACCUGCCAAACCUUUCCAGGUGGGAAAAGCAGGAAAAAUCCAAUGGAACCUGGGUGCCUCACCUGGGAGCCUGGGAUUGGGACUGGACACAUACCCAGGUUGGAAAUCUUGCAAUGAAAACAUAAACUAAAAAAGAACAACCUGUUUCCAUCCCAUAAAUUAAUACAACCAGCUUUUUUUUUUUUUUUUCCUGUGAUCAUCUUGAGUGGGAUUUGUAAUGUGAAUAAUUCAAUGAUUCUGGAUGUUUUUGUCUAAGUCACACAGGAGGGGGAUCCCACUAAUACGACUUUUUAGCUGUUUGGAAAUGGGAAAUCUGCUCUAAGUGGCUGAACUGGAUUCCUCUGAGUGGAAAAAGAUUGUCACUGGAGAAUGAUUCAUCCCAUUUCAUCUCAGUGUCUGAUCUCUCUCCAGUGACUAUAAAAGGAACCCAGAUGACCAGAUUAGCAUAUAUCCAAAUUUUGCACAUUUUUAUGCUAACUCAGCCUUUCCCAAUCAGGUCCUGUGCUCAUAAAUCCCCUGUGCUAUUUUUACAAGGAAAAGCUCAUUAUUUGGCACAGGGAUUCCCAGGAUAUUCACUCAGCUCCAGGGGCUGCUGUGGGACAGAGCCUGGGCCCUGCCCUUUGCAAAGGCUGCCAGGUAAAACUUAAAUUGUCCACAUGACCAAGGUUUCUCUGAAAGAUUCUGGGAUGAUUCUUACAGGAAUUACUUUUUAAACUGCCUUAAAUCAAUAAAUAUUGCAUGGAUGAGCAGAACAUGAAAAAUGGUUGAAAAGGCAGCAGUGAUUAUUCAUUCAAAUGACAUUGUUAUUGUGUUGGUCACCUCUGGAAAACAGGCAGAGGAUCCAGGCAGAUUUUCCUUUGCAGCCUGGGCUGCUGACCCCACUCAUGUUUGGGUUCCAUUUGUCUGGCUCAGUGUUGAUGCAGUGUCACAGUGAGAAAUGAACUGAGCAUUGCAGAUUGGGCAGUGACACCCCCAGACCUCUCCCCUCUCCCUCCCACCUUUAAUUCUUGAGCACUGAGCUCCCCCAGGCACAGGAACGUGGCUUUGUGCCCUGGGGAUCAGUGGCUGCUUUUUCAGAUCAACUCCUGUGACCCCUCAAGCAAAGAAAAAUCCCAAAUGAGCCCCAAAACCUGGUGGUGGAGCUUUGGGAUGGUGAAAAAAGGGUCAGGUGUGCACUUGGGGAAGUGGGAGCUUGGUGAAGUCAGGCAGGGGAGACAGAAGAGAGAUGAAGCAUCUUAAUUCACCAUGGAACAUUGUUAUACUAAUUAUUGAAAUGCACCCAGAGACAGCUUGUAGUAGUAAAAUGACUUUAUGUUCUGAUAUGUAAAAUAAAAUGUCCAUGCUAUGUAACAAACAUUUAAAAUUUCCAUACCACCUGUAUCUAAUGUGGUUUCUAAUAAAGAUUUAUCUGUAGUAUAUAU
Molecule: messenger RNA, 13335 nt
Organism: Catharus ustulatus (Swainson's thrush)
Lineage: Eukaryota; Metazoa; Chordata; Aves; Passeriformes; Turdidae
Gene: BRIP1
Product: BRCA1 interacting helicase 1
Exons: 25
Coding region: 132-4253 (1373 amino acids)
Biological process (GO): double-strand break repair involved in meiotic recombination; nucleotide-excision repair
Cellular component (GO): nucleus
Molecular function (GO): hydrolase activity, acting on acid anhydrides, in phosphorus-containing anhydrides; DNA binding; ATP binding
Source: RefSeq, a predicted model, not a curated record